AUGAAGAUCGAGAACAGCCUCUCGGCUCCCCAACUCCCCGACGCCCCCUCCCAGGCCGGCCUCCACUUCAGCGUGGCGACCGAGGAGGACUUCGAUGAGAUCAUGGCCAUGAGCCAGCACAUCUACGGGGGUCUGGACUACCUGCCCACCCGCUACGGGGCCUGGAUGCAGGAGACCAACCGCACAGUGGUGCUCGCCCGCAAGCAGGGCAAAGUGAUCGCCCUGGAGUCGGUGUGUGUGAUCGACGACGGGGAGACCAUGCUGGUGGAGGGUCUGCGCGUGGCCACCCCGGAGCGCGGCCGGGGCGUGGCCGGGGAGCUGCUGCGGUUCUGCUCCCAGCUCACCAAGGCCAAGUACCCCGAGGUGAAGGUGAGCCGGCUGACCCGCGACGACCAGCUGGGCCCCAAGGACUUCCAGAAGUACCGGCUCAUCACCAAGCAGGGUAUCCUGCUGGUACGCUUCAGAGCCGAGGACCUGAAGCUCCGUCUGGCCGAGCUGGGGCCGGACGGCGCCGAGCUGAGCUCCGCCUCCUCCACCGGCCCGCCUCCGCCCCCGCCGCCCGUCCACCUGGACGCGGCCGCCAUCCAGCGGCUGUACCUGGGCACCGACCUGCUGCACCGCGUCCUGCCCAACCUCACCGUGGUGCAGGACUGGCAGCCCUACAAGCUGCUGCCGAGCAACAUGGACGUCCUGCUGAAGAAGGACAUCGACUGGGUGGUAGACGACGAGGAGGCGCCCAGCGUGGCCAGCCUCUGCACCUUCCCCAUCAGGGUGCCCAUCGGGGACGACUGGUACUACCUCAACAUCGACAUGUUCGGGAAGGACCUGUCGCAGGUGCGCCGGCAGUACCUGGCCCACCUGCGCCGCCACACGGCCGGCCUGCGGGGCAGCGUCAUGUGCCAGCUGUUCCUGGAGCCCGCCCUCUGGGCGCCCAUGGUGGAGCUGUGCAGGAGCGUGCUGCGGGUGGAGCUGGUGAAGGAGUACACGGAUCAGUGCGUGGUGGAGAGCGACGUGGUGUAG
Gadus chalcogrammus (walleye pollock) is the source of this 1020-nucleotide messenger RNA. RefSeq names its product N-acetyltransferase 16 (gene nat16). The record is from RefSeq and is a predicted model, not a curated record. Lineage: Eukaryota; Metazoa; Chordata; Actinopteri; Gadiformes; Gadidae. Gene Ontology annotation, molecular function: acyltransferase activity, transferring groups other than amino-acyl groups. The transcript has 4 exons. Bases 1 to 1020 code for a protein of 339 amino acids.